GAGGGAAGGCGCUUGCACGUGCAGAAGCGUAAAAUCGCAGGGCUUGGACUCGUCAGUCGCCAAAUUGAAUAUAAUGUGCAGAACGCUAUCGCUUACGCUAAACCCUGGGCAACUUCUCGGAUGAAUCAGAUACCGUGGCAACAGCAGGAGAGGAACGAACUUGAUAUUGAAAGCUGGAUGAAGUGGCAGGAUAAUCGGCCAGAACUGGAAAAGAAGAAAUAUAAGGACGAGGCCAUCAAACGCUGGGUGUUUUCACAGUAUAAAUACUUGGAGCAGAGGUCGAAGGAGUUGCCCUUCGAUGAGUUAAUUCCCGAUGAAGAUGAGACAAUUGAGAAGAGCGCUGACACCACAUGCUGCUUGGCUUCGCAGGGGAAUCAGUUGAACGGACGUUGGCCUCUCCGGCAGGUUAAUUCGUCCUUUGAUGCCCUCAAGCUAAGCGGCAAUCAGCCCAAGAAAACUUAUACAAAUUAGCCCAAAAAUUGUUGGGAAUUUUACCAAUAUCGACAAGUUUGUGCAGUCUGUGUCCCCACGUACGCUCCCAUCCCAAUCCGUCCGUCCCAAGGAGUCACCGUUGUUGGUUUGAAGCAAGAAAUCGCUGGUACUUCCUGCUGGAUAUAGCCUGAGCAUCUUGCACGAAAUGAAAGAUCCAAAGUCGC
Drosophila subobscura is the source of this 656-nucleotide messenger RNA. RefSeq lists its product as uncharacterized. The transcript has 2 exons. Bases 121 to 471 code for a protein of 116 amino acids. Lineage: Eukaryota; Metazoa; Arthropoda; Insecta; Diptera; Drosophilidae. The record is from RefSeq and is a predicted model, not a curated record.